CUACAGGCGUGUCAGCCACGGCAACUUUGCGCUUGGUGUUUUCAUCAAUAAAGCUGUUGGUUCUUUGCAUACAAGAGUCGAACCUAUGCACAAGCCAUAUCUCAGUUAUUCCAAAACCAUGGAUCUGUCCUCCCUCUCAAUCUUAUCACCGAUCCUAUUACUCUUUUCUUUGUUUGAUCGCAUAUCCUACUGUCACCAGCAAUAUGUUGACAAUAACCAACUUAACUGCCCUUUCAAUUUAGCUGAAGGCAAAGGUUACCCCUGCAAUGACCCUCAAACUCAAUGCCAGGCCUUCCUGACCUUUCGAUCUACCUCUCUAUACAACUCACCGCUCGCCAUCGCAUUGCUGCUCCACUCAGAUGCAUCGGACAUGGCCAAAAUCAACAACAUCAAAUCCGCUGCCGAAGUGAUGCCUUCUGAUAAGUUGGUCAUAGUUCCAGUUCCUUGCGAUUGCACUGGAAGUAUUUACUUGCACCAGGCCAAUUACACUGUGGUGAUGGGUGACACCUAUUACGUCAUAGCCAAGGAUAAAUUCCAGGGCCUGUUGUCUUACAGGGCUAUAGAAGAUCAGAACUACUAUUCCGGCCCCAUGGAUGUUAGGAUAGGUGUACCGCUGAUGAUUCCACUAAGAUGCGCAUGCCCAAGUGCUGACGAGACAGCUAAUGGGGUUAAAUCCUUGCUUACAUAUUUUGUGACACACAACGAUUCUGUGGAUUCAAUUUCGGAAAGCUUCGGUGUUGCUGCGCAAAGCGUUCUGGAAGCAAAUCCGAUGACGAACACCUCUGCACUAUGCCCUUUUAGUACCAUCCUCAUUCCCCUAAAUUGUGCAAAAAAUUCCAAGAGUUCCUUCUGUUAUUGUUGCAAUGGAUAUGCCGAAGGUGGGCUACGAAACGGCCUCAAUUGCAUGCCUGACCAGAAGAAGUUUCCUUUCAAGCUGGUUCUCGUUAUAGGUGCUGGCAUUGGUGUGGGAUUCUUGUGUCUUUCGCUUUUCAGCUAUUGGCUAUACAGAUAUCUAAGGAAAGACAGAAUUGCCAAGCAGAAACUGUUCGAGCAAAAUGGUGGUUUGCUGUUGCAACAAAAGUUCGCACCUUAUGGAAGAGAUGGAAGAGCAGCAAUAUUCUCUGAAGAAGAUCUGCGAAGAGCAACAGAUAACUACAGUGAAAGCCGGUUUCUUGGUCAAGGAGGAUUCGGCACAGUGUACAAAGGGAUGCUGCCAGAUGGUACCAUAGUUGCUGUGAAGAAGUCAAAGAUCAUCAACAGGGACCAAACUGAGCAUUUUAUCAAUGAAGUGGUUGUUCUAUCACAAGUUAAUCAUCGGAACAUUGUAAAAUUGAUAGGAUGUUGUUUGGAGACCAAGCUUCCUUUACUAGUGUAUGAGUUCGUCCCUAAUGGCACCUUGUCACAGCAUAUUCAUCAGCAGGACAAAGAUUGUUCCCUUUCAUGGGAAGACCGGUAUAGAAUUGCAUGUGAAGUCUCUCAAGCAGUAGCGUACAUGCAUUCUGCAGCUUCAAUUCCCAUUUAUCAUCGAGACAUAAAGCCGUCAAACAUUCUGCUGGAUGACAAGUACGCUGCAAAAGUCUCUGAUUUUGGUACCUCAAGGCCGGUUCCAUUAGAAAAAACUCACCUGACAACGGCUGUGCAAGGGACCUUUGGAUACUUGGACCCGGAGUACUUCCGAUCCAGUCAGUUCACAGAUAAAAGUGAUGUGUACAGUUUUGGAGUUGUGCUUGUUGAGUUACUUACGGGGCAUAAGCCAACAUCCUUCUCAGGAGAUGAGGACGGAAGACAUCUAGUUGCUAGCUUUGUCAUGCUAAUGAAGGAGAGCCGUUUGUCAAAGAUCCUAGAUCCUGUUGUGGCCAAUGAAGCGAAGGCCGAGGAGGUUCUUGUAGUAGCAAUGCUUGCCAUGAGGUGUUUGAAAAUGAAUGGGAGAAAGAGGCCUCCCAUGAGAGAGGUUGCCAUGGAGCUUGAAGGACUAAGGAAAUCUCAAAGUUUCUCUCAGACCGGCCAAAAUCCUUGUGCAUUUGAAGAUGGACUACCUGAUGAAGCCAGUGAAGAAUCGAUAGAUAGCACAUCCAUGUCACUUGAAGUUGUAUCAAUCUCUGUAGAGACAUCGAGCUAGAACAUUCGGUGUUCAUACUGAACUUGAUGUUUCUUUAUCCUAGACAGCUUUGGGGGUAGGGCAUGUCCCAUGCAGUUAGCAGCAGCAAUUAUUAAAAUCACCAGAAGAUACCUUUCACUCAAAUGAUUCUCUUUUACUUUAUUUCAGCUUGAUGUUUUUCUUAAGCACCGGAUACCUAACCAAACUUUAUUCAAAA
Molecule: messenger RNA, 2315 nt
Organism: Eucalyptus grandis
Lineage: Eukaryota; Viridiplantae; Streptophyta; Magnoliopsida; Myrtales; Myrtaceae
Product: wall-associated receptor kinase-like 10
Exons: 3
Coding region: 86-2119 (677 amino acids)
Biological process (GO): protein phosphorylation; cell surface receptor signaling pathway
Cellular component (GO): plasma membrane
Molecular function (GO): ATP binding; protein serine/threonine kinase activity
Source: RefSeq, a predicted model, not a curated record